AUUAUCUAAUAACCUUUUAAUUUUCUUUAUACAAGAAAAACAAAUAAGAGAAGUGUACUUUUGAGAAGAAUAAAACAGUUUUUUAAUAUUUUGCAGCUCAAGAAUGCUAUCAUCACGUACUGUGAACUUGUACAAGGUGACUAUUUCAGGGUUCAACACAUACUUAUUAAGAAAUACAUUAGUCAGAAGAAACCCCUGUUGCACUCCUACAAUUCGAGAAUUGCUACAGUUCCCAGCAAGAUGUUUCAUCACCAAGGUUCAGACAUACAAAGACGAAGACAGUUUACUUGACAAAAUAAAAACAAAUUUGAAGUUAAUAAUGCACAGAAGUAAACUAGAAGCUGCAGGGUUCAUUCUUUAUGAAACAAUAGCAGAUAAAAUCGAUUAUGCACGUUUGUUUCAAGUACUAGACCUUCCUGACACGUUUUAUUCGUGGUAUGUGAUAACUGAGCUACAUGUCUGGAUGCUAAUAGCAAGGCUGAUGGCUGAAGGUGAGAGGGGCAAAUUUUUGAAGAAACGACUUAUCAACUGCUUUUGGAAUGAUGCUCAGAUGAGGUCAAAAAAACUGGGAGAAGUCAAUCCUGCAGGAAUCCGAGAGCAGUUACACAAUCUAUCUGAACAGUUUCUAGCUGCUCUGAUAGCCUACGAUGAGGGUCUUUUAUCUGAUGAUACAACAUUAGCAGCAGCUGUUUGGAGGAGGAUUUAUCAACUCCAGAAAGCCAAUCCAGAGAAUAUCGAAUACAUUGUGAAGUUUAUCAGAAGACAGAUGAAGCUGCUCGAUCUAUUAACAGAAGAGGACUUGAUUGAAAGAAAACACGUUAUAUGGGAAACUUCAAAAAUUAAAAAGCAAUCAUAGUUGAUAUAUAAGCUGCCAACUUCAAUUAUAAAUAAUUUGUUUUAUGUGAUUUAGUAUGUUUUAAAUGUACUAAAGAAAAAAAACUAAUUUUACUCUGAUUGUGAUCAUAUAAUAUAAAAUAAACUGCAAAUAAUAGUCUAAUUUUGAAGCAUUUCAAUUGCAAGAACAAAGAAAUUGUUUAAGCUGGUAAUUUAUCAUUAUUUCACCUAUCAAACAUCAUUAUUGCACUGUUUCAAGCAUCAUUGUUACUCCAAUCACUGAUUGGUUGUUGUAUUUGGUGCAUAUCAUUGUUAAACCUGCUAAACCUAAUUAUUGCACAUUUUAACUUCAUUUAAUUAGUGAUAUUUACUCCUGAAGUUAAUCAAUUGAUGUAUUUUAAACAUUUUACAACCUUUUGAAGUUUAUCGGACAGCAAUUUGUCUUUAUAAGUCUAUUUUAGUGAUAAUGUACAGUAAUAUUUUUCAUUCUACAAAUACUGUGCUUCAAAACACAAACGAAAAUAAAUUACAGUAAAAAUAAAUAGUUAUC
Molecule: messenger RNA, 1384 nt
Organism: Agrilus planipennis (emerald ash borer)
Lineage: Eukaryota; Metazoa; Arthropoda; Insecta; Coleoptera; Buprestidae
Gene: Uqcc1
Product: ubiquinol-cytochrome-c reductase complex assembly factor 1
Exons: 5
Coding region: 104-856 (250 amino acids)
Biological process (GO): mitochondrial respiratory chain complex III assembly
Cellular component (GO): mitochondrion
Source: RefSeq, a predicted model, not a curated record